Molecule: messenger RNA, 2554 nt
Organism: Rattus rattus (black rat)
Lineage: Eukaryota; Metazoa; Chordata; Mammalia; Rodentia; Muridae
Gene: Mier2
Product: MIER family member 2
Exons: 14
Coding region: 44-1681 (545 amino acids)
Biological process (GO): negative regulation of transcription by RNA polymerase II
Cellular component (GO): nucleoplasm
Molecular function (GO): histone deacetylase binding; transcription corepressor activity
Source: RefSeq, a predicted model, not a curated record
CGGGGACCCGCGCGGCCACCGCCUCCCGCGCGCACGCUCGGCCAUGGCGGAGGCCUCCUCUCUGGAGAGGCAGAGUCCUCGUGUGGCCUCCUGCCUUGUUCACAGCCUUUGUCCUCGGGAGCCCAGCUUGCAGACUACAGCAGUGGUGUCCAUGGGCUCUGCCGACCAUCAGUUUCACCUCACUGAGCUCCUGACACAGAACUACAGCCUCCAAGAAGGCUGUGCCGAGGCCCUGCAGGGUCCUGACAGGCCGGAGGAGGAGCUGGACAAGGACUUCAUCGACCAGAGCAGUGACAUGCCCCUGGAUGAGCUGCUCGCACUGUACGGGUACGAGUCGUCAGAGCCCAUCUCUGAGCAGGAGAGCGAGGGCGGUGACACGGCUCCACCCCUCCCAGACAUGACCUUGGACAAGGAGCAGAUAGCCAAGGACUUGCUUUCUGGGGAAGAAGAAGAAGAAACGCAGUCCUCCGCUGACGACCUCACCCCAUCUGUCACCUCCCAUGAGGCCUCGGACCUCUUUCAUAACCAGAGUGGGUCCCGGUUCUUGUCUGGUGACAACGGCCCAGGCUCCUCAGCCUCCUCCGACACCGAAGAGGACGCCCUUCCCGCCAACAAGUGCAAGAAGGAGAUCAUGGUAGGGCCUCAAUUCCAAGCUGACCUCAACAUCCUGCACUUGAACCGACAUUGUGACAAGAUCUAUGAAAAUGAAGACCAGCUGCUGUGGAGCCCCACCGUGCUCCCAGAGCGGGAGGUGGAGGAGUUCCUGUACAGGGCAGUGAAGCGGAGGUGGCAGGAGAUGGCUGGCCCCCAGAUCCCAGAGGGGGAGGUGGUGAAGGACAGUGAGCAGGCGCUGUACGAGCUGGUGAAGUGUAAUUUCAAUGUGGAGGAGGCCCUGCGCAGGCUGAGGUUCAACGUGAAGGUGAUCCGAGAUGGGCUCUGUGCCUGGAGCGAGGAGGAGUGCAGGAACUUUGAACAUGGCUUCCGUGUUCACGGGAAGAACUUCCAUCUGAUUCAGGCCAACAAGGUACGCACGCGGUCAGUGGGCGAGUGUGUGGAGUAUUAUUACCUGUGGAAGAAGUCUGAGCGCUAUGACUACUUUGCCCAGCAGACGAGGCUGGGUCGGAGGAAGUUCGUCUCCUCCGGAACCACGGAUACUGAACAGGACCUGGAUGGUCUUGACCCUGAUGGCCAUGCCCGGCUGCAGUCUGAGACAGGGGUGCCCGUGGAGCCUCUGAGUGUGGACAUCGAAGCUGGUGGGCUUGAUCAGCCCGGAGUGGGCUCGGAUGACCUCCCGUCCUCAGAGCCAGCACCGAGUCCCUUCCAGCAGCUGGAUGAACCCCUUGCCGUGCCCUCGCUCCAGCAGCCCACUAGCCUGGCCACCUCGGCUGAACUCCCACCGACUGAACUCCCACCAGCGGCUGCUGCUCCAGAGCCGGCCACCAGCCCCAGGCUGGCUGUGGACCUUGCCCUCCCUGAGGAGCUGCCCCUUGUGUCCAGCCCUGUGGCUCUGAAUGGCGACACUGCAGAGCCCAUGGCUCCAGCACAGGUGGCCUUGUCGGUCACUGAAUUUGGACUCAUUGGCAUUGGGGAUGUGAAUCCCUUCCUAACUGGCCACCCAGCGUGCCCAGCCUCCACACUGCACGCAGAGCCCCUGUCACAGUGCAAUGUGAUGACCUGUUGACCCCUGGCCGUCUGUGGGGUGUGUGUGCUCAGCAUGGGCGUGGCGGCACUGCCAGGCCUGCAAGUCAGUCUUCCUGACCCCUUCCCGUGCAGGCCUGUGUGGGGCCUUCUCUGCGUCACAAAAUGAUGGGAUUCAGUGAAGUGGCCAGGGCCACACAGACCCCAGACCUCAGCACCCAGCACCACACUCCGCACCAUGGAGUCACGGAGCCAGCCACUGGCCCCUCAGCCGCAGAGGCUGGGCAGGCGGUGCUGCCUGGCUUUGGGCAGGACUCUUCCCGCACCAGCAGCCUCUGCCCAGGCACCCUCCACAGGCCAGCUCUUUGCCCACCACUGCGGGGUUGCCCCUCCAGCCUUGGCUCAGCGUGGGACUUUGGGGCACAGAGCCAUAUACCUCGCCCUGUGGCCGCCCUUCUCGGCCCUUUGCCGUCUCACUUCAGGAAAAGCCGCACUUUAUACCCCAACUGCCUCCUGCCUGCACUCCCCACCCUGUGCUGUGGUGGGGCCUCAGCCGCCCAGGCGAGUGAGGAGCAGAUUAUCUGCUCCCUUCCUGCCCCUUUCCUCGGGCCGCUCUGGGCACCGCUCUGGGAGCACCACCCUGCCUCCCACCUGUCCUGCGGGUCUCGUUUCUUUGGAGGCUCCUGGCAGGUGGCUGGGUCCAUCUUGUCCUCGGCCUCCCUCAUUUUAUUUAUGUUGGUGUUUACAAUUUGGAGUGGGGUCCCUGGGCAGGCAGCUCCGCCCGGUGUUGGCAGAGCGGUGCUGUUUGAGCCUGUGCGGCUGGACUCGACUGUCCCUCGCCCCACCGAGGACACUGUGAUGCGAGACUGCCUUUGCCCAAUGCUAUUUUAUUUAUUAAACUUGAUUUGAAGCCUGG